CAACAACAUGGCUUCUAUCAACAGAAAGAUAGUGUUAAAACAUACUGUCGGUGGAUGCUUUGUCUGCAACUGAAGUGCAUGGUUAGUUAGCUUACUGAUUGCCUGUACUUCCCUCUGGGCAAGAGUGGAGGAUCUGGACUCUGGAUUUUAAAGCAAAUCUAUAUACUGGACACAAGAUGGGACCUGGUUUUGUAUGAGUUUGCCAGCUGUGCACCCAGCAAUAUUGUGACUCAGAGAACACAUUGCCGAAUACAACCCCAAUCUUGAAAACUAACACUCCCCCCCCAUGGAGGUUUGAAAGUGCUUGCUCAGGGUUGUGAGGAGGGAGAGGCCACAGGACGGCAUUUUAUCCCUGUACAGCCUCUAGAGGUCAGCAUGGAGUGGCUUGUGGCAGCCGUGGAGAGGGACCUGGGCGUGGAUCGGCGACAGAUAGGCCCAGGGCCGCGGCCUCGAGAGGUGGUGGCUCUCGUUCCGGCUCGAUGGGUCUUGGGGCUGAGGGAGAGGAAGGUUACUCGGUGCCCGCGUCUCGAGGGCGUGAGUGAAGGGGAGGCCCAGACCCUGCUCCAGCGCUCCCAGGUGAAGCUGCCGGCCGGCUGGACCCGGGUCUGCAUCCAGGGGCUCAGGAAAAGCAGGCUAGGCUACCGGCUGUCCAGAGACUCAAACUCCCUGGGGGAGGGCAUCUCACAGGAUUCCUUCUCCAGGCUCAUGAAAGGGGUAUCGGAACACAAUUUCAGGAAUCUGUGGCGUGAGGCUCACAGGACCUACGUGCAGCCUUAUGCCGGCACCAUGGAGCAGACUCAAGUAAUGGCGCUGGACGCCGUGCGGCAGGCUUUGCAGGCACUCUUCUGCUGCACCUUCAUCUCCACUGACCGGGUCUCCCCAUCACUCUCCCCAGCUAGGGAAAAGGAGAAGGAGGCCCCAUUCCCAUCCAGCUGCACGGCGCCCAAACCCCCCGCAGACCACCUGUGUCCUAACGUGCUCCCUGCAGAGGGUCUACUGGAGUCGGGAGAGAUCCUCUACCUAGUCCUGCCCUAUAGCCAGUACUCCCUCCAUGACAUCGUCACAUACAGCCCAGCCAAGCUCGCCAACAGUCACGCCAAAGUACUCUUCAUCCUGUACCAGCUGCUGACAGCUAUGCAGGCAUGCCAUGCUGCUGGCCUGUCCUGUGGAGCGCUCUCCCUGCAGGAUGUAGCUGUAGACGAGCAGCUCUGUAGCUAUCUCAGAGUCAACCUAGCGCAUUACGAGGAGCUUGGAGAGGACAAGGAGGCUGUCGUCAGUAAUGUAAGGGGGCAACUAUCAAGAAACAAGCAGGGAGGAUACAGGGGAGGCAGUGAGAACAGUGAACAGCUCUGCAAGGACUGCUGUGAGGAGCUGAAGUCACUGGUUAUGGACUGGGUCCACGGACGAGUCAGCAACUUUCGGUACCUUAUGGAGCUGAACAAGCUGGCUGGAAGACGCGAAGGGGAUCCCAACUACCACCCUGUUCUACCCUGGGUGGUGGACUUCACUGUGCCCUAUGGUAGGUUCCGUGACCUUAGGAGGUCCAAGUUCCGGCUAAACAAGGGAGACAAGCAACUGGAUUUCACCUAUGAAAUGACCAAAGAGGCCCUGGCUGCGGCAGUUGCUAACGGGGGUGGGGGAGGGAAUUUUGGAGGCGACAUAGUAGGGGUUGUAGGCUCUAGUGGCUCUGGGCAGCUGGACCACCUUCACGUACCACAUCACAUCUCGGAUGUGCUGUCAGACAUCACCUACUACGUGUAUAAGGCCCGGCAGACCCCUAAGUCUGUGCUGUGCAGCCAUGUGCGAUCGCAGUGGGAGCCCAACGAGUACCCCGCUAGCAUGGAGCGCAUUCAGAGCUGGACCCCUGACGAGUGCAUCCCAGAAUUCUACACAGACCCCUCCAUAUUCCGCUCCAUUCACCCGGACAUGCCUGACCUGGAUGUGCCUCCAUGGUGCAACUCGUACGAAGAGUUUAUCGAUGUGCAUCGGCGCCUCUUGGAGAGCCGAGAGGUGUCGCAGCAGUUGCACCACUGGAUCGACCUCACCUUUGGAUACAAGCUCUCAGGCAAAGAUGCUGUCAAGGCUAAGAACGUGUGCCUGCACCUUGUGGACAACCACACGCACUUAGCCUGCUACGGAGUGGUGCAGCUGUUUGACCAGCCCCAUCCACCCCGACUUGCACCUUACCAGUACUCUCCGCUUGAGCCCCCCCAUCUGGGCUCGGCUACAGUCUGCUUGUCCUCCUGGCCCAAUCCUGCCCUGGAAACCACGAUGGAUGGUGUGGACGGAAUGGUUCCUGAGGCCACUGGGUGCGAAUCAAGUGGCUGGACUGUGGUGGAUCGGGACGAGGAGCUGGAGCAAGGCACCGAAGCCCUGGACUCUUUGGGCACUUCUUCCAGUACUUCCACCACAACCUCCUCCUCCAUCCCGCUGCCCUUAACCAGUGCUGCUGCCGGAAAGGCAGCCACGGACCCUGUAGCUAUGGCUGUAUCCCAGUCUCCUGUAGCUUUCCCCAGCGAGGGUACAACUAAUAUCACAAAUGCCUUGGGAUCUGGUGUUCGAAGUGCCGUGCUACAGAGAGGUAGCAGCACCAACAGGAAACCCAAAGAGGGGAGUGUCAACACUGUUAAUGCUGAAGAAUUCAAAAUCAGCCUGCCAGAAGGGUUCAACCCCAUUCAGGCCCUCGAGGAGCUGGAGAAGCUGAAUAACUUUCUGGUAAAAGGACUGCACACACAACCUCAGCACCCUGGAGGAUCCCUGAGUGAAAGACCAGAAUUGAAUGUGUCACUGAUGGCUGCUCCUUCCCUUACAGAGCUCUUUCAGAGGGACAUGCAAGCACUAGGUGUCCUGAUUGCAGAGAUCUUCUAUUCAUGUAAGCUGCGUUAUAUGAAAGUGGGCGCCUCUCUGAGCGAUCGAUUCCAGGCUGUGAUGAAGCUCUGCUCGGCCAGCUUCCGUGACGUGCCCCUGCCCCUGCUCCCUGCCCUGGAGACCCUGCUGCAGGUCCAUAAGCAGUCAAAAUGGACCGGUGCGGACCGUAGGCCGAGCAGAAACCCCGGUCUCCUGCUUUUUCAAUAUGACCCGAUUUCAGAGGGUCUCCCGCCUCCCAGCCCCUGGCAGCUGCUCAGCCCCUUUCUGUCCCCGCUGCCUUUCCCAACAUACUUCCUGGCACUCCACCGCUUCAUCUUCUCCUAUCAGGCCAAGAUGGAGUCGGUUAGUAGCAUCCAAGGCCGUGACAUUGUCUUCCACUUGUGGCAGCAGCUGGAGUUCCUGCUGCAGGGCGACAUCACUGCAGAGGGGCUGGAGAUCCUGCUGCCUUUUGUGCUCGCGCUCAUGUCAGAGGAGUCCACCGCCGUCUACGCUGCCUGGUACCUGUUCGAGCCGAUCGCCAGAGUGCUGGGUCCGCGCAACACUGCCAAGUACUUACUGAAGCCCCUGGUGGGCGUGUACGAGAGCCCACGCUGCCUUCGGGGCCGCUUCUACCUCUAUACCGACUGCUUCGUGGUGCAGCUCAUCGUGAGGAUCGGCCUGCAGGCCUUCCUGUCCAGCCUUCUGCCCCACGUUCUGCAGAUCCUCACUGGCUUUGAGAGCUGCAACGCGGAGGCCGGGGCUGACUGGGAGGGCCGCAAGGCUCUGAGGAGUGGCCAGGUUGACCUGGGGGAAGAAGAGGAGGAGGAAUAUGACCGCAGGGAGGGAGGGGCGUCUACGGGGUCUCUGAGUGGGAAGGCGGGAGGGGGGAGCGGGGGCGGCGCGGGUGUGGGUGACACAGGCCUGGUGGACUACUCCUCAGGGAUCAGCCUCAACGACCAGGUCUUCCUCUCCGAAGGCGAGGACUUCCAGAACGGGUUUUACGUCAACAACGGGUCAGGCGGAACGGGAGUUGGGAUACACGGGAAACAGCAGGGCCAGAACACUGCGGUUAAAGACCAGGACCAGGAGUCUCUGAGCACGGGUAAGCUGAGUGACAAGAGCAGCGCCAGCGAGGUGUCCAUCGGAGACGCCGACUCUACCAGGGACCGGGCCAGCCUGAAAUCGGCCGACAGCAGCCAGGACCUGAAGCAGGCCAGUGAGGGGGAGGAUGGAGGGGAGUUAGACGAAGAGGAGGAGGUAGAGGAGGGCAAAGAGAGCGCAGUGGGUAGUGUCCCCAGCCUGGAGCUCACUCUCUCUGGAAAUACUGAGGAGUCUGAGGGCACAAUGGUCACCCUGGAUGGGAAGAUUUUAAAUAGGAUUGAGCUGGGGGAGGCAGAGAAGGACAUAGUGGGAGAAGAGGAGGAGCACGAUCCCUCGGAGGACUCUGAGGAGAAAGAGCACAAGAUACUGCUGGACACUGUGUGUAAGACGGUUAGAUGGCUGUCUGCGAAGCUUGGACCAACGGUGACUGCUCGCUACGUGGCCAGAAAUCUGUUGCGCUUACUCACUAACUGCUACAUUGGCCCAGACAAACACCAGUUCGUGCCCUCUGCUUCGGAGGAGACCAGCCUGGAAAGCAUGGGCAGCGUGUAUGAGAAGCGGCCGGUGGUGGGGGACCAGACGGCCCAGCCAGUCAUUGACUGUCUCAUCUACAUCGCCCACCUGUAUGGAGAGCCUGUUCUCACCUACCAGUACCUCCCCUACAUUGGCUACCUGGUCGCUCCAACCUCUUCUUUACGCUUGAACACCCGCAAAGAGGCGGGGCUGCUGGGAGCGGUUCUCCUGACCCAGAAGAUCAUUGUUUUCCUGUCGGACUCCACGUUGAUGGACAUGCUCAUGAAGAUCAACCAGGACGUGCUCCUCCCCCUGCUGGACCUGCUCACCUCUCCGAGGAUGGGCUUUCCCAGUGGAGUGCAGACGCGCUCUGCUUUGUGUGUGAAAACCCUGAGCCUGAUGGCCCUUAUCUGCCUGCGCAUCGGUCGGGAGAUGGUGCAGCAGCACAUGGCGGACACGCUGUGCAGGUUCUUCAGCGUCUUCUCCCUGCUGCACAGUCUGCAGACGCAGGUGGACACAGCUGCCUGCAGGGAGGUGGGAGAGUGCACGCUGCUGGAGGUGCGCACUCCGGACGGGUCGGAGGUCACCUGUGAGCUGGCGGUUCUGGAGGAGCUGCAGGCAGUGUUCAGCCCUGAGAUGGCCUACGCCUCCUACAUCCCCUUCUACUGCCUCAUAGGAGACGCAGUGAUCCGAAAGCUGGUGCCAAACCAUGAGCUGGUUUGGCGUCUGGCCCAGUCUUACCACGAGCAGGUCAGCCCGGGCAGCCCAGACCCCACCCCCGCGGGGGGUCAGAGGGCGGAGCCGCCUCCGUCCACCUCCGUAGGGCUCACCCCGAGCCUCACCGGCCGCAUGGGACGCAGCCCCCUGCCCGCCCCUUCCUCCACCUCCACCCCUCUGAGCGCCGACAUCCUUCCUGAGUCCGGAACCUUUGGCAGCCACCUGGUGGGGAACCGGAUCCAGGUGGCGCAGGACUCAGAGGCCGGGGGGAGCCCAAAUCUAUCCUCGCUGGACUCCUGGGGACGGCAGAACCCCGGGCACCUGGCCCCGGCCGGCAACCCGGGCUCCUCCUUCGCCUCCGCCGGCCCCUCCUCCUCCUCGUCUUCCUGGGUGCUGGGCCACACCCCCGAGGACAGCGCGCUGAAGCAGGACCUGCCCCGCAGCGGCCGCUCGCUGCUGGGGAACUGGCUGGCCUACUGGCAGUACGAGAUCGGCCUCAACCAGCAGGACCCGCACUUCCACUUCCACCAGAUCCGCCUGCAGAGCUUCCUGGGCCACACGGGCACGGCCAAGUGCCUGGCGCCGCUGGCUGGGGAGGACUACUUCCUGUCCGGCAGCAAGGACAAGACCGUCAGGCUGUGGCCCCUGUACAACCACGGCGACGGCACACGGGAGGUGGAGCCGCGCCUCACCUACGCCGAGCACCGCAAGUCCGUGUUCUACGUGGGCCAGCUGGAGGCGCUGCAGGAGGUCGUGAGCUGCGACGGCAGCGUCCACCUCUGGGACCAGUUCACCGGUAAGCAGAUCCGCUCCUACGAGGCUCUGGAUGGGAAGAACCCCAUCACGGCCGUGACCACCAUGCCGCCCCCCCACUGCAGCGUCGUGUUCGGCAGCGCUGACUCCGUGCUCCGCUUCAUCGACCCGCGCAAACCGGGCCUGCAGCACGAAUUCCGGCUGGCCUACAACAACGUGAGCGCGGGCCUGAUCCGCUACCUGGCGGUGAGCCCCGGGGGGCGGACUGUGGCGGCCGGCUUCUCCAGCGGCUUCAUCGUGCUGCUGGACGCCCGGACGGGCCUGGUGCUGCGCGGCUGGCCGGCACACGAGGGCGACAUCCUGCAGAUGAAGGCUGCUGAGGGAAACCUGUCCAGUGUCCUUCUUCACAAGGAGAAGUCCGAAGAACUGCUCAGGAAGGUGCAACCAAACUUGGUUCCGACGUAG
This is a messenger RNA of Megalops cyprinoides (Indo-Pacific tarpon), 6396 nucleotides long. It is a transcript of the gene wdr81, whose product is annotated as WD repeat domain 81. Gene Ontology annotation, cellular component: mitochondrion. Gene Ontology annotation, molecular function: phosphatidylinositol 3-kinase regulator activity; protein binding. The record is from RefSeq and is a predicted model, not a curated record. Lineage: Eukaryota; Metazoa; Chordata; Actinopteri; Elopiformes; Megalopidae. Gene Ontology annotation, biological process: aggrephagy. Bases 376 to 6396 code for a protein of 2006 amino acids. The transcript has 13 exons.